UCUCAACUGAAAUGUUAAAUAUUGUCUUAAUAUUUAUAUUUAUUUCCACAGGGACUGGAGAUCGGCCUUGGAGACACCUACUGGAUAAUGGUCUUUUCGAAAGCGUUGCUGAGAAAUCUUUUUGAAGACCCACAUUGAGAGCUUGUCUUGGAGAUCAUCAAAGACUCGGUUAAAUUCCCGUUUCGACUUUUGGACCCACCUCACAUCACAAUGCCGCGUCUUUCUCUCAUUACCGGUGGGAAGAAGCCAAGACAGAUCUUGCGAACCGGUACAUUCAGAAAGCCUCGGAGACUUCAAAACCAGGACUAUCAAUGUUUGCUGGAGAGGUGUCUGAGGAAUAAGGAACUGUUUGAAGAUAGCUCUUUCCCAGCUGAACUAAGUUCUAUUGGCAGCGGAAAUCUUCUCCAUAAACUUCCGCCAUGCGUCGAGUGGAAGCGACCACAUGAGCUGGUUAAGAACCCAUUGUUUUUUGCUGAAAAUGUUACCAGAUUUGAUUUACAUCAAGGACUUACAGAGAAUUGCUGGUUUCUGGCUGCACUUGCGUCGCUCACCUUACACCGCGAUAUUUUAACCAAUGUUGUGCCUCGAAGCCAGAGCUUUCAGAAACAUUACGCUGGUAUUUUCCACUUUCGAUUCUGGCGUUUCGGUGAAUGGGUUGACGUGGUGGUCGACGACCGGCUGCCGGUAAAUGAAAACGGGAAGCUUCUUUUUGUCUCAUGCGUCAAAAAGAACUUGUUUUGGGGAGCGCUCCUGGAGAAGGCUUAUGCCAAACUGUGCGGCUCCUAUGAAGACAUGCAGAUUGGCCAAGUGUCCGAAGCGCUCGUUGAUUUCACCGGCGGGGUCAACCUGACCGUCAAAUUGGCUCAAGCGCCUCCUGAUCUGUGGGACAUUAUGAUAAGGGCAGCCAACAGCGGCUCGUUAAUGGGAUGCCAGACGCGCACGGGCCCUGAAAUGGUCCUGGAGAAUGGAUUGGUUGCAGGACACGCUUAUACUGUGACGGGAAUAAGAAAGGUGACCUGCAAAUCCGGUACAGAGAAUUUAGUGAGGCUGAGAAACCCCUGGGGGAAGAUUGAAUGGAAGGGGAAUUGGAGUGACAGAUCUCCAAAAUGGGAACAACUCAGCUUUAAGGAGAGACUUUUACUACGAAAGACCAGAGAAGAUGGUGAAUUUUGGAUGUCUAUCGAGGAUUUUGAAACUCAUUUUGUAGAGCUGGUCAUCUGCAAGCUGACGCCGGACCUCAUAAGCCAUCAAAAUGGCAGACAAUGGACAUUGUCCAUGCAAGCCGGCAAAUGGACUGCAGGCAGCACUGCGGGGGGUAGAAUGACAUACACGGAAACAUUUUGGAAAAACCCUCAGUACCGUCUGAAAAUCCUCAAAGGAGACGAUAUGGAAAAAUAUACCAACUCCUGUAACGUGCUGGUGUCGCUUCUUCAGAAACAGAACCACAAGCACCGGAACCAAUCACCGCCUCUGUUCAUUGGACUGUCCAUUUUUAUGGUAAGUCUCUUUUAUCAAAGUAUUAGAAGCAGGUUACCCCAAACCUUCUUCAUCAACCAUCGUCCUAUCAACAACAAAUGUGUUUUUAUCAACGAGCGCGAAGUGACCCAGGAUUACCACCUGCUUCCAGGAUCUUACGUCAUAGUCCCUUCGACAGCCGAACCCGACGAGGAAUGUGAAUUCAUCCUCCGAGUCUUCUCCAGAAAACACGUUCUAGAGGAGCAAACCGAGAGUCCAAACAUUGUUUUAUGUUGCAAAAAAAUUGCCGACAAACAGGAUGAAAAAAUUUGGGAAAACGUCUUCACCAAAUGCUUCGAAAAACAUCCGGAAAUCAGCGUUUCUCAGCUUCAAAUGCUUCUAAACAAAGUUUCCUGGGCAGGUGUGAAGCAGACGCCGGUGAAGUUCAGUUUGGACGCCUGUAAAGUCAUCAUGGCGCAGCUGGAUAUGAACACCUCUGGGACGUUAAACAUGCAAGAAUUCAGAGGUUUGUGGAAGAGGCUCCUGUCCUAUCAGGAGAUUUUCCAAAGGAGAGACACCGAUAAAUCCGGUUAUCUGAAACUGACUGACCUGCAGGCUGCGGUACAAGAAAAAGGAAUUACAUUAAGCCAUCAAUUCUACAACCUCAUGGCGCUACGGUACGGCAACUCAUCCCUGAAAAUCGACUUCGAAAAUUUUGUCUGCUUCAUGUUGAGGAUGGAAAUCAAUGGAGAGGUAUUUCAGAACUUAAGUGAAGAUGGAAAAGGAAUUUAUCUUCAGGAGGCAGAGUGGAUGCUCCUGACUCUGUACUCCUGAAAAGACUAAAGCCUCCUCCUGACUCUGGAUAUUUAUUCUUUUGCCACCAAUUUGAGAGGGAAGAUUCUCCAUCUCCAUUUUGUUUCGUGAUUAUUUUAAGCACAACAAGGAGGAUUUACCUUGAAUUUUUUUUUAUUUCCGCAGACAUUUCUCAAAUAUUACUUUCAUCUUAAUUUUUUAUAGAACAUUUAUACUUCUUUGGCUUUUUUUUUGUAUAUUAUUCACAUAUUUAUUUUUUGGACUUUUCCAAGCAGAUCCAAAAAGAAC
Spea bombifrons (plains spadefoot toad) is the source of this 2556-nucleotide messenger RNA. RefSeq names its product calpain 14 (gene CAPN14). Gene Ontology annotation, molecular function: calcium ion binding; calcium-dependent cysteine-type endopeptidase activity. The record is from RefSeq and is a predicted model, not a curated record. Lineage: Eukaryota; Metazoa; Chordata; Amphibia; Anura; Pelobatidae. Gene Ontology annotation, cellular component: cytoplasm. Gene Ontology annotation, biological process: proteolysis. Bases 211 to 2289 code for a protein of 692 amino acids. The transcript is spliced from 20 exons.